GCCAUUUUACCUUUGUAUCCCCUCACGGCCUCGCAGCUGCCUUUGAGUCCUGCCUGCCCUCCUGAACUGCGCACUUGCCGCGCUCACCGUCUUCUCGCCCCGUGCUGCGCUCCAGUUGCUCCAGUUGCCUGCCUGCCACCGCCCCGGCCUGCCCCGCCGUCCCUGCCGCGGCCUUUCUCGACGCGCAGUGUAGCGGACUUGGUCUAAAGCAUCCUGCGACACUCCUACAAUCUCUGCCCCUCCCUCACUCUCGUGCGGGCCACCCUACGACGCAGCCAUGACCUCCGUCGUCGCCAAUUCCCCGAUCCCUGCCCAGUAUGCGGCACCAGCAGCCGCAGACGGGGUCGGCUCCAGCAGAACAUAUGCUGCCAUUGCGCCCUCCACCGUCUCUCCCCUCAACGUGACGCCCACCUCCAAGCACUCACGCCUGCCUGACUACAAUGCUUCACCUACCUCCUCCAGUAGUGACGCAGCCAUGCAGCAGAGAGCGGAGGGAAAGCGCUCGCCUCUUUCUCUUUCGUCUCGCUCUCCUUCGACGCACCGCCGUCAUCCUUCUUCCUCCUCUCCCACCUCCACCUCGCUGUCGCCGCCGCGCUUCGACGCCUAUCCAUGCACUCCCAAGUCUAACCGCCCUUCUUCGAGCAGGUCACGCGGCCCCCCGGCGCCCAGAAUAGUCGUCAAGAAGGAGCCUGCCUCGCCCGACAUGCCCUCCACCACCACCCGCCACCGCCCCCGCCGCCUGGACCUGUCCAACCACAACAUCGUCCACUCGUCCGGCGCCCUCACUGCGAGGCCCUCUGGCCCCGGCAGCGCCAACGUCAUGGACAUGGGCCUCGCCUGCCUGUCGCCCGGCUUCCACACCCAGGACCCGACCAUGCGUUCGCAGCUGCAGCGCAGUCUGGACGUCCGCGAGAGGCAGAGGCAGAUCAUCGAGGCCCGCCAGAAGAACGGCGGCAAGGGUGCCCCGGUAGAAGAGGAACCCCCGCGAAGCACCGAGAUCGGUGCCUUUGGACGGACCAUCAAGACGCCCCAGACAUCGAAGAGGAAGGGCCCUCCCCCUGGUCUCACCAUUGCACCUCCCGCACACCAGACCUUCGCCAACGACAGGAUCAUCCAGUCGGCACCCAUCAACCAGACCUUUACCGGCCUUCGCAGCAACACACUGCUUUCGAGGCAGAUCGCCAAUGGUCCCUCAGGUCUCUCGCAAUCGUCACACAUCCACCAUGUGCCGGCGCACCAGACCAACAACCGUCUGCCACCCAUCUCAGACGUCUUCCCAGAGCCUCUUCACACUGCAAGGAAUCAUCACAGCCCUGGUCAUUCAUCGCACUCCAACAACCAGCCACCACUGCCAUCUCCAGGAUUCGCUGCUCCCCACUCUGUACCACCACCACUGACAUCAAGGCCCCGCGAAUACAAGUCCGCUGAGGAGGCAGUGCAGUCGCUCUCUGGUGGCCGUGAGGAUCUUCUGCCCCGUCUGGUCCACUACGGCGGUCACCAGCCCCCAACACCACCCUCACCCAUGCCCAAGAACGGACAGUCAGCCUACGCUCCACACCCUGACGUUCUCCGCAGUGGCAGCUCCAGGAGGCGGGGUCGCGACGAAUACGAGCGAGACAACGGCACUCCUCCCCUUGGUCGCCAAGCACCCCGUAUCGGACCGUUUGGAGAGGGUCGUGACUCGCCAGAGACACAGCAGAAGAAGAAAGAAGAAUUCAUUGGUCUGUGUGCAAGAGCCUGGGACCUGUUCCAUUCGUAA
Messenger RNA from Boeremia exigua, 1759 nucleotides. RefSeq lists its product as uncharacterized. The record is from RefSeq and is a predicted model, not a curated record. Bases 278 to 1759 code for a protein of 493 amino acids. Lineage: Eukaryota; Fungi; Ascomycota; Dothideomycetes; Pleosporales; Didymellaceae. The transcript is spliced from 2 exons.